AUUUUUUUUCAAUUCAGGCGUCGACAAAGAAAUAACUGUUUUGUUGUACUUAACAUGUUGGAUCAUAUUUUUUUUACUGUAACAGGGCUUUUAUUAUGGGCUUAUCGAUUUUCAUUAAGGCCCAAUGAAGAAUAUCGUCGCGAGUGAUAAAAUUUCGAAUUUCUGCAAUUACUAACAAUUAACAAACUCGGCCGUCGUCAUGUCUCUCCGUAAAACCCUAACCGCCGUGAAUCAAUCUUCGUUACCGCCGGAUUCUUUAAUCUCCGCCGGUAAUCUCACUGUUUCAGAGGUCUCUGGUUCAUCUUCUAGAAUCAGAUUUCGUCCUCGUAAAAUCAGGAAAGUUUCGUCAGAUCCGUCGCCGAGGAUCAUUAUCACCGCGUCUCCUCCUCUAUCAACAAAAUCGACUGUUGAUAUCGCUCUACGUCACUUACAAAGCUCCGAUGAACUUCUCGGAGCAUUAAUCACAACGCACAACGAUCCUCCACUGUUCGACUCAAGUAAUACUCCGUUUCUCUCCUUAGCGAGAUCAAUCCUAUACCAACAACUCGCGACGAAAGCAGCGAAAUGUAUCUACGAUCGAUUCAUCUCUCUAUUCAACGGUGGAGAAGCAGGUGUUGUUCCUGAAUCUGUGAUCUCACUCUCCGCCGUUGAUCUUCGUAAGAUCGGUGUCUCCGGGAGAAAAGCUAGUUACCUCCACGAUCUAGCUGAUAAAUACAACAACGGUGUGCUUUCUGAUGAAUUGAUUCUGAAAAUGAGUGAUGAAGAGUUGAUUGAUAGGUUAACUUUGGUUAAAGGAAUUGGAGUGUGGACUGUUCAUAUGUUUAUGAUCUUCUCGUUGCAUAGACCUGAUGUGUUGCCUGUGGGAGAUCUUGGUGUGAGGAAAGGUGUGAAAGAUCUUUAUGGUUUGAAAAAUCUUCCAGGUCCAUUGCAAAUGGAGCAGCUUUGUGAGAAAUGGCGUCCUUAUAGGUCUGUUGGUUCAUGGUACAUGUGGAGACUAAUCGAGUCUCGUAAGACCAAAUAGCACCUGCCUGUAAUCGGGCAGUUAAUAUGAUCCUGUGACGAAGAAGCUUUUCCAUGCCCAUCACUUCCUUUCCAAGUUUCACUUGCUGGUAAUCUGAGUUAUUUUGUGUCUGUAAAUUAUGGAGCACGUAAGAAAAAUCCUUCUUGUAUUUUAACUGUAUUCCACGGAUUAUAUUUCUGUGACUGUUGUAAACAUGUAUCAUGUAUGGGGUUUCAUUUGACUUGGAUAUUGAGAAGCAUGGCUUAUUUACCAAGUCUUUUGUUUCUGUCUUGUACUGGGCUUGGCCCAAUGUCUCAUCCGGCCCAAUUGAUCAAGUGGUAGAUAGCUUGGAUCUGAUUUUGCCAAGACAGAUGUGAAAUCAACCCUUGCUUUCUUUUAACUUAAA
Molecule: messenger RNA, 1406 nt
Organism: Arabidopsis thaliana (thale cress)
Lineage: Eukaryota; Viridiplantae; Streptophyta; Magnoliopsida; Brassicales; Brassicaceae
Product: DNA glycosylase superfamily protein
Exons: 2
Coding region: 200-1021 (273 amino acids)
Biological process (GO): base-excision repair; DNA repair
Molecular function (GO): hydrolase activity; catalytic activity, acting on DNA; damaged DNA binding
Source: RefSeq, marked reviewed